This is a messenger RNA of Amoebophrya sp. A25, 1189 nucleotides long. Lineage: Eukaryota; Dinophyceae; Syndiniales; Amoebophryaceae. The record is from the annotation of a GenBank genome assembly.
CUUCUGCUAUGCCAUCAGCUAGUUGUAGUCAAAGUCAAACAGGAGGCUAUGAGCAAGGUCCUCACCAGGGUGGUGACAAGAAAGUAGUCAGACUCCUCAAUGAGACUAGUCCUCCGGUUGAGGAGACCAAAGGCAAAGAAGCGACUUUUAUCGACGUCUAUCAGACACCCGAAGAACGGGAGAAGGAGAUCCAGAAAGUAUCUUUGAAAAAGACUUUGUUUGGAGGCAGCUCUGCUUCUGCAGCCUCUUCUGGUGCUGGAGCAUCAAGUUCUUCAUCCAGUCACAACAACCCCUUCGCUGGGAAGAGUACAACUUCUUCAAGUUCAACUAGUGUCCUCGACAACAUGUUAAAACAAAAUCCGGCUUCUUCUAAUGCUGCGACUCCUUCGGGUGCUUCAGCUUCUGACAGCAACAAUAUCACGGCUAAUGCAGCAGAAGAAGCUACUACAAUAGAAGAGGGACUAGAAGUAGCUCCUGAGGACGCAGCUUCCACCACCUCGAUAGGAGGUCAAACAACCGGUAGCUCUAUGAGCGCCAAGAGGAGACGCAAGCUCGAAAUGCUGGAGGCUGAGAUGUUUUACCCUAAUGGUGUCCGCAAAAUGGCUCCAUCUACCAUGCAUCGCGAAGAUAUCUACAAGCAUGGUCACACGAGCGUAUUCGGCAGUUUCUACAACGACGGCAAGUGGGGAUUUGCUUGUUGCCAGCUUGUGGGAAAUCCGAGGGUGCGUUGCCCUCAUGCGGUAGAUCCUGUGGCGGCGAAGAAGGGAAAGAAGUGAUUGUGCUACAUCCACCACUAGCACUACCCACGUGUUCAAGCCCUUCUAGUAAAGUCACAACAUCUAGUAUUCUUGAUGUUGUGGCCGCGAUGGCGGUCGGCUGCAUAGCCACAGAAAUACAGCAGCACAACCAUCGCGGCUGCAUAGCCACAGAAAUACAGCAGCACAACAUCUGUUUCACUCCUCCAAAUAAACCCCCGCAUCCUUUUCCGAAAGGAAGAAGUUCCACAAAAGCAUGAUCGUGCUUUCAUGAGAAAUACGGACCACCCACAUUUGACGGCCUGUAGAAGUUUUCCCUCCAACAUUUUGACGAUGACGCUCGACGUUUCGGAAAUGUGAACCCCAAGCUACCCUCCUCCAAAAAACAUGUCUAAGCUUGCAGCGAACCAUCUUCACGCCCAUAUUAACUCAUA